AUGUCUUCGGAGCAAUUACUUUAUCGACAAAUUGACGUUGUGCUGGCUACAUUAUCAUCACAAGGAGUGGUUAUCAAUAACCAACAAGAUUCGGCUAUACAACUGCGGAAACAAAGCAAGUCUCAGCUUUCGUCACCUACAAGAGAGCAUUUAGGAGAAGCAGGAAGAGGAAGAGGUGAAGAAGAAGAAGAAGAGGAAAGUACAAAUGGUGGCUAUUUUGGAGGAAUUUCUAGCUGCAUUGGUUUUGGACCAUCUUCAGUAUCCAGUCAUCAUGCCCCAAUACCAAAAUUUAUUGCUUACAAGUGCAUAUUGUACGUGGAACAGAAAAAUUCCACUAGCGAAGGACACAGCGAUGGAUCGGAUGAAAUUUCAAUUACAUAUGUCACACCAAAUCACCCUGAAUAUUCUAGCAAAGCCACUAAAGUAACAAUCAAUACCAUCAAUGUCCAGAUUCAAAAUUUCAAGCCGCUGCAACCAAAGUUUAAUGGUGAAGCCAAAAACUUGGUAAGCCAUAUAAUGAACAAAGCUUACCACUACCCAGUAAUGCAACAGCCACGCGUGCUCGUACUAAUCAAUCCACACGGUGGCCAAGGAAAAGGUACAAAAAUAUACAAUAACCACAUUAAACCAAUUCUACAAGCUGCACGAUGUAAAAUAACAUACCAAGAAACAAAGUAUUCGGGUCACGCAACAGAUAUUGCAAGAGAAUUAAAAUUGUCAGAUUACGAUGUUGUUGUAUGUUGCUCUGGUGACGGUAUCCCGCAUGAAGUCAUCAACGGACUAUACCAGCGUCCCGAUAAAGGACUCGAAGCCUUUAAUAACCUUAUAAUUACGCAGUUACCCUGUGGAUCAGGCAAUGCACUUAGUUUAAGCACUCUAGGCGGAUCAAAGUAUCCCGAGAUAGCCACCUGGAUGAUGCUCAAGUCAAAGCCAUCCAAAAUGGACUUGAUGGCAAUUACUCAAAAGACACAAGACAGCCCAUCAGGCUCGACAACAAAAUUAUCAUUUCUCAGUCAGUGUUAUGGUAUUAUUGCUGACUCUGAUAUAGGAACCGAGCAUUUGCGAUGGCUUGGCGCAAUUAGAUUCGAGAUUGGUGUGGCUCAGAAAGUAUUGACCAAUGCAACCUAUCCAUGUGAUUUGCACGUUGAGUUUUGGACAAGGGAUAAAGCUGCCAUUGCUCAGCAUGUUGAGCAACACUUGUCACAAUCCGAUAAUAAGUCAAAAACAAAACAAAAAAAUAAUGAAGAAGCAGCUGGCAUCAAGAGCACAAACGUUGCCGCGGCCCAUGUCAAUGGUAGCAGUAGCGACGAUUUCAAUGGUACCACAACCACUUCAGAAGAUCACACAAGCAAUAGUUUUCUUCCUCAAGUCACGCAAGAAAACCUUCAACUCUGUUAUCCGUCACUUGACCAGCCUCUUCCGCUGACGUGGCAGACACUACCAAAUUUAACUACUGAAAACCUCAAUAUUUUGUAUGUGGGUAAGAUGCCCUAUGUAUCACUGGAUGCCCAAUUCUUCCCCGCUGCACUUCCAAACGAUGGUUAUAUGGACAUGAUUGUGACUGAUACGCACACUACAUCGAUGUUGAGCCUAACCUCAAUCCUAUUAAAUGUUGAACAAGGCAAACACAUUGAUGAUGAGAAUGUCCUACACGCAAAAGUUAAGGCUUAUAGGUGCGUACCUCGUGUGAGUAACAGAAAUAAGAAUCACUACAUAUCUGUGGAUGGUGAAAGCUUUCCCUUUGAAGCAUUUCAAGUGGAGAUUUUGCCCAGAGUUAUGACUGGACUACUACAAGAUGGAAAAUUUACAGAAACACUGUUGACCAAGUGA
Molecule: messenger RNA, 1830 nt
Organism: Lodderomyces elongisporus
Lineage: Eukaryota; Fungi; Ascomycota; Pichiomycetes; Serinales; Debaryomycetaceae
Gene: LCB4
Product: sphinganine kinase
Exons: 1
Coding region: 1-1830 (609 amino acids)
Biological process (GO): phosphorylation; sphingosine biosynthetic process
Cellular component (GO): membrane; cytoplasm; intracellular membrane-bounded organelle
Source: RefSeq, a predicted model, not a curated record